This is a messenger RNA of Arabidopsis thaliana (thale cress), 1822 nucleotides long. It is a transcript of the gene IPT5, whose product is annotated as isopentenyltransferase 5. Gene Ontology annotation, biological process: tRNA processing. The record is from RefSeq and is marked reviewed. Gene Ontology annotation, cellular component: plastid; chloroplast. The transcript has 2 exons. Gene Ontology annotation, molecular function: tRNA dimethylallyltransferase activity; ATP/ADP dimethylallyltransferase activity; AMP dimethylallyltransferase activity. The coding region runs from base 217 to 1209 and encodes 330 amino acids. Lineage: Eukaryota; Viridiplantae; Streptophyta; Magnoliopsida; Brassicales; Brassicaceae.
AUAAAUUCGAAGCCGCGAUCCUUUCCUCAACAUAUGCUCGUUGAGAGCAAGAUAAGUUUCAGUAUUUCUAUAUAUGAACUAUCACACUUGAGCUAUAAUCAAUCUUAAACAAGAAAAAAGGAAGAUUAUUGUUAUUUUUAUAGAAAUUGACAGGGAAGAGACAGUGCUCCGGGGAACAAGCCACUUCAAGGGGAAGUUAAAGGAGUUUUUAUAAGAAUGAAGCCAUGCAUGACGGCUCUAAGACAAGUGAUUCAACCAUUGUCGUUGAACUUCCAAGGAAACAUGGUGGACGUUCCGUUUUUCCGGCGAAAAGACAAGGUUGUUUUCGUCAUGGGAGCCACCGGAACCGGCAAAUCUCGUCUAGCCAUUGACCUAGCCACUCGUUUUCCGGCGGAGAUUGUAAACUCCGACAAGAUCCAGGUCUAUAAAGGUCUAGACAUUGUGACUAACAAAGUCACUCCUGAGGAAAGCCUUGGCGUUCCUCACCACCUUCUCGGCACCGUCCACGACACUUACGAAGAUUUCACGGCGGAGGAUUUUCAGCGUGAAGCAAUCAGGGCCGUCGAGUCAAUCGUCCAGAGAGACCGUGUCCCGAUCAUAGCCGGUGGUUCCAAUUCUUACAUCGAGGCUCUGGUCAACGAUUGCGUUGACUUCCGGUUAAGGUAUAAUUGUUGCUUCUUGUGGGUCGACGUCUCUAGACCGGUUUUACACUCGUUUGUCUCGGAGCGAGUUGAUAAGAUGGUUGAUAUGGGUCUCGUCGACGAGGUUCGCCGCAUCUUCGAUCCGUCUUCGUCGGAUUACUCCGCUGGAAUUCGCCGAGCCAUUGGAGUUCCAGAGCUCGACGAAUUUCUCCGUUCGGAGAUGCGGAAUUAUCCGGCGGAGACGACGGAGAGACUUCUUGAAACGGCGAUCGAGAAGAUUAAAGAGAACACUUGUUUGCUUGCGUGUAGACAAUUGCAGAAGAUUCAAAGGCUUUACAAGCAGUGGAAGUGGAACAUGCACCGUGUCGACGCGACGGAGGUUUUUCUCCGACGAGGAGAAGAAGCUGAUGAGGCUUGGGAUAACUCAGUGGCUCAUCCGAGCGCACUCGCCGUCGAAAAGUUCCUUAGUUACAGCGAUGACCACCAUUUGGAAGGCGCCAAUAUUCUCCUACCGGAGAUCUCUGCCGUUCCGCCUCUUCCAGCCGCCGUGGCGGCGAUUUCCCGGUGAGGUAAAACAGGAACAAAUCAAUGUAUACGACGAUGACGAAAGAAGGGAAGUUUAAAGAAAAGAAAAACCAUAAUAGUGCCACGUGGCGAGAUUGGUCGGAAAGAGGAUUAAGCCAUGAUAUUGCCACGUGGCGAGAUUGGUCGCUGUCUUGGAGAAGAUGAUGACCUUUUAAUUCUGUUACUUAAAGAAAGUGUGUUACGGUUAAACGGAAAAAACAGUUUUGAGGGAAGUGAGCUGCACGCGCGGGGCGGACGCAGAUAAUUUUUCCCUUAUUUUAUUUUCCGGGUAUAGUACUUUAGGGCUAGGGUGUCGUGCGGAAUAGUGUACGGUUUAUACGGUGGACUAGUCAGGUUUAAGAGAGAGAUCGUUGGUCAACGCGGUUUUGUUAAAAAAGAAUAAAGGAUCCAACGGACUAAAAAGGGAGUUUUGUUGUGUUGGACAUUGACCCAACUUUUGGCGGCGGAUUGCCGUCCGAUACGUGUUUGGGGUGACCUGAUGUUGUUAAAUAAUUCAAUCAAACGGCUGUGAAGUGAUUAUUGUUAAUAUUGUUUAUAAUCGUCUUUGUCCAUGAGCUUAUGUGUAACUACUAUCAUCUUCGUUAUAAAAAGACGAA